This is a messenger RNA of Vanrija pseudolonga, 619 nucleotides long. RefSeq lists its product as uncharacterized. The transcript has 2 exons. The record is from RefSeq and is a predicted model, not a curated record. Bases 221 to 505 code for a protein of 94 amino acids. NCBI's taxonomy places the organism in Eukaryota, Fungi, Basidiomycota, Tremellomycetes, Trichosporonales, Trichosporonaceae.
CGCAAACUAGUCGCCGUGUACUCCACACGUAUGCGACAGCUCGCCCUGGACCAUGAAGUCGGGCAAUGAAGACGUGCUCUCUCUCUCUCCUACACUCUAUAUCUCUCUGGCCCCACAUUGACCGACUUGUCUUCUCGUUUCUUUCCCUCGCCUUUCGUUCCGCUCACUUGGGCCACGGCGCCGCCUCCACAUCCGACGGCAAACCGCCUCACCCUCCACCAUGGCCCCGCUCGACGUGAUGAUGCUGUUCGACGACACGCCCGACUACCUCGCUGCGCUCGUUGUCGACGAGGCGUCCAUCAUCCGCGCCUCACACGCCCUCCUGCUCGCCGUCGUCUUCAUGACCACCAUCGCCGCAUUCGCCUUCCUCGGCCCCGUCCUCGACAUGCUCUUCGUCGGCGACAUUGAGGUCGGAAUUGACGAGUCCCCGGGCUUUGCAGCAGCGUCUGUGGAGAAGGAGAUCGCCGAUUCGACUGGCGACGCAGAACCAUGGACCGAGCCAUGACAUCCUCCCGAGCCCCCCUUCACACCGUAUCGAUCCGCAUCAUCUCGCGCAAGACGACGCGGGCUUCUGCCCCAAUGUUGUAUUAUAAUACUAUCGAUGGUAACCAGGUCCCCU